AUGUCAGCCUCGAAGGUCUACGAUUCAUUAAUAAUCGGUGGUGGUCCUGGUGGUCUCAGCGUGGCUCUGGGACUCGGUCGUCAAAACCGUUCCUGCCUCGUCAUCAGUCACAAACACUUUCGCAACGACGGCAUAGAAGCUUCGCAUGCUGUUCUCGGUCACGAUCAUGUUCAUCCGCAAAUCGUACUAUCUCGUGCUCGUGAUCAAAUAGCACGUUAUCAAAACACAUCCUAUGCCCUUGCAGAAAUCAUCUCUGCUCAAAAGGUAGCACUCCCACAAUGGAGAGGCCAUGAAGGAUUCAAAAUCGAGAGCAGGGAGGGGGAAACUUGGUAUGGCAAGACCUUGGCACUAGCAACUGGCGUUCGCGACCUGUUCCCCAGCCUGGAAGGCUAUCAUGUGAAGAUGGCGAGCAUGGCUUUGGGACAGGAUACUACCAAGAAUAAAAAUGGUACAGCAAAGGUCACGAUCCUUACUAAUGGCCCGUAUAAGAGCAAUAAGGUGGAUCCUGCUCUGGCGAAGCAGCUGAAAGCAGUCAUGGCUCGCGGUGUCAAGCUCGACCAACGGGGAGUAACCAGGCUCGAAGACACGACGAAAAAGAACGAAGGUCUAUAUGUCCACCUCAAAGACCACGAGACUGGUGAAACGGAGAAGGUGUUCUUCGCCUUCCUUGUUCACAAACCAAAUACACAGCUCAAUGCUAGAAACCUGAUAGAACAGCUGGGUUUAGAGAUCACGCCUGGCAUGUUUGGAGACAUCAUCGAAACAAAACCGCUGAUGCCCGCAACCAACGUACCCGGUGUAUACGUCGCUGGCGAUGCUGGAAAUGUUCUGACGCAUGUCACUACUGCGUUGAGCACUGGUAUUGGUGCUGCAGGUGGGAUUGUGCAUUAUCUGAAUGAGAAGGACGACGAGGAUGCUCUAGAGUCUAUCGGGCAAGGUGGCAUUCCAGAUAACAGGAAACAAAUUGAUGGCACUGGUUGCAGCACAGACACAUAG
This is a messenger RNA of Lithohypha guttulata, 996 nucleotides long. RefSeq lists its product as uncharacterized. The transcript has 2 exons. The coding region runs from base 1 to 996 and encodes 331 amino acids. The record is from RefSeq and is a predicted model, not a curated record. Lineage: Eukaryota; Fungi; Ascomycota; Eurotiomycetes; Chaetothyriales; Trichomeriaceae. Gene Ontology annotation, biological process: cell redox homeostasis. Gene Ontology annotation, molecular function: thioredoxin-disulfide reductase (NADPH) activity.